Molecule: messenger RNA, 1021 nt
Organism: Arachis duranensis
Lineage: Eukaryota; Viridiplantae; Streptophyta; Magnoliopsida; Fabales; Fabaceae
Product: vacuolar-sorting protein BRO1
Exons: 2
Coding region: 87-845 (252 amino acids)
Biological process (GO): negative regulation of stress fiber assembly
Source: RefSeq, a predicted model, not a curated record
CCCUUGAAUCUCUAUGAGCCCUGCGCAGUUACUUUGUCCUCAAAUACUCUGAGAGCGUGGCAAACAGAGUAGAAGGCCUUCUCCAAAUGCUACACAAAUUGCGCAAUGAGAUGCUGCGUGAUGACCUUUCGCUACCCCUUCGCCGUGACUGCCUCAUCCUUUAUUUGAAAUACCUUUGCAUGAUUGAGCCUUUCUUCCCUAUGAAUGCCUCACCCAACCCACCUAUCUUUGUUUGGUACGAUGCCAUCAUCCCUCAUCAGCACUCUUCUCAGCAUAACAUCCAUUUGGAGAAGGCCUCUGUUCUCUUCAACCUCGGAUCCCUCUGCACCCGCAUUGCUCUCUCCUGCGAUCUCACCACCAUCCAUGGCCUUCGCCUUGCCAUGGACGCCUUAAAUGAUGCUUCACGUUGUCUCUCUCGACUGACCGCGUGCGAGUCUGGCCUGGCAUCUGGCACGACUGACUUGUCAGAAUUCUACAUCAAUAUGAUAAUCCGUCAGUUUCCCUACUUGAAAUCGAAGUUUCCUCGUCCCCAAUCUGUUGAAUCAUCCUCAUCAUCACCUAGAUAUCCUGCCUUCUCAGCUUAUAAUCCGGUCAAAUAUGAGCUUUUUGCUUAUGAUCCAAGUGAUGUCACUGAACAAUUUCUUUUGGGAUAUUGUAAGGGUUACUCCAUGGUUCAAGAGGUAUCUGAAGGACGAUUGCCAUGGGAAACACCACCAUGCUUGGACCUUCUCUCUGAGGUUAGCCCUGUCAAGAUUAAGGAUGGAAAUCUUGUGGCUAAUGCAACCUUAGAGGCACCAAAUUCAGCAUUGGAGAACAUGAGCUUGCAGGAGACGACACUACAGUAACAUUACCGUUGAGAAAAGCUUUAGGACUUAACUUUUUUACUUUGUUGGUUGAUGCUACAACUUUGAUCUCCUAGUUAUUGCGGGUUAUUGUUGCAUAUCCGUAAACUGAACUUAUUCAGUGUUUCCAAUUUCCAUCAAUGCCUAGGAAUUUUAAACAAGCAAAUAAUAUUGUUUCA